Molecule: messenger RNA, 336 nt
Organism: Debaryomyces fabryi
Lineage: Eukaryota; Fungi; Ascomycota; Pichiomycetes; Serinales; Debaryomycetaceae
Gene: TIM12
Product: Tim12p
Exons: 1
Coding region: 1-336 (111 amino acids)
Biological process (GO): protein insertion into mitochondrial inner membrane
Cellular component (GO): mitochondrial inner membrane
Source: RefSeq, a predicted model, not a curated record
AUGUCAUUUUUUAUAGGAGGUAGCUCACAAUACUCUCAGGUCUCGGUUGAUCCUGAAAAGAUUCAUCUUGCUGAAAUUCAAUUUACAGCAAUGUCGACUACGUUUGGCAAGGUGUUGGAUACUUGCCGGAAUAAAUGUAUUCCCGGUGAAUACGGUGAAAGUGAAUUAAAUACCGGUGAGCAGUGUUGUAUUGAUAGAUGUGUUGCCAAAUAUGUGAAAGCAAAUGCCUUUAUUGGGUCUAAUAUAGAGAGACAAGGGUUUAAUCCAAAUUAUAGUAUGCCUGAAUAUCAAAAAAUCGGACGUAUGUUGGCUGAGGCAGAACGAAAACAAAAGUGA